AUGGCAAUGGUAUACUGUAAGUAUAUUAUAGUUAACAUCAACAACAUAAAGCUUGUUCUUGGUAUCAGUACCAUGACCAGGUCAAACUAUUUCAGUCUGAUUGAUGCAUCUAAUCACUCUGUCUCUGCUGCUUCUGUUUUUGCUGUCACUAUCUGCCAUUUGCAUUCUGCUUCUGCUCUACCAACUACUGCUGCUGCUUCACCAUCACCAUCAUCACUCACCACUGCCUCUCUGUCUUCUGGCACCAACAGAGUCUCUGCCUGUCAAAUGGUGAAUAUUAGAGCCCCUGCCCAGUUCACAAAGCUGGUUCUGGAGAAGCAGAAGAAGAAGAAGAAGAAGAAAAAGAAGAAGAAGAAGAAGAAAAGAAAGAAGAGAGAGAAGAAGAAGAAGAGAAAGAAGAAGAAAGAGAAAGAGAAUUAUGAUAAUGAUGAGAAUAAUAAUGAUGACAAGAACAAUAACAAUAAUGAUGAUAAUGAACUUGCCAUUUAG
Coccidioides immitis RS is the source of this 489-nucleotide messenger RNA. RefSeq lists its product as uncharacterized. The record is from RefSeq and is a predicted model, not a curated record. The transcript has a single exon. NCBI's taxonomy places the organism in Eukaryota, Fungi, Ascomycota, Eurotiomycetes, Onygenales, Onygenaceae. Bases 1 to 489 code for a protein of 162 amino acids.